Molecule: messenger RNA, 732 nt
Organism: Seminavis robusta
Lineage: Eukaryota; Bacillariophyta; Bacillariophyceae; Naviculales; Naviculaceae
Source: the annotation of a GenBank genome assembly
AUGUUCAGGCAUUCGUCUUCCCUUUCUCGGCUUUUCUUCUUUCUCUUGGCAGCGGUCGCGUCUGCCACCAAUAGCAUGAGCCACAAUGCAGCCAAUAGUCCCAGCAGCCCCAAUGGACCGUCUUUGGACUACAUGUACAGACCCAUCACAACCAGCGAAAUCCCCAUGGCUUGUUUCAACGAACACUACGAGCUCAACUUGGUCGUCUUUCAGGAGCGCCUUUUCUUUGCUGCUUUACCUCUCGCCACUUCGAGUUGUCCUCCCAUUGUGACCUUGGCUGGCUUUCGCCACACUGACCAUGCCACAUAUCUGGGUACCAUUGUUGGGGUCGAGCUCGUGCGAAGCACAGGGACAUUUAUAGGAUUCCAGGACUUGCAUUCGUUACGAAUCGCCUACACCAAUGCGUUGGCUACCACUCACCCAGUAAUGCACGGGCAGUUGACGGAAGAGGGUAACUGCACCAUCUUUGUCUUCAGCCUGUUGCAUCAUCUUGGAUACGAAGUUACCCGGGAAAUUGCAGAAUUGGUUGUGAUGGCCCUCCUACCUGAAGCCCACACCUUGAUGAUUGCUCGAGCACACCAGCAACACGAUGGCAGCGGCAAUGAUGGAGGCAGAAAGAUCCUCCGUCGCGGUCUGCGUGCCUUGACCGAGGAAGCAGAAACCAACAAUGUUACCCAUGAGUUGGUGGUACAGGUGGUCAGACACAAUGUGCAUAGCUGUUCCGCUGUUUGA